Molecule: messenger RNA, 5200 nt
Organism: Rhinopithecus roxellana (golden snub-nosed monkey)
Lineage: Eukaryota; Metazoa; Chordata; Mammalia; Primates; Cercopithecidae
Gene: ZMIZ2
Product: zinc finger MIZ-type containing 2
Exons: 19
Coding region: 208-2970 (920 amino acids)
Biological process (GO): protein sumoylation; regulation of transcription by RNA polymerase II
Molecular function (GO): SUMO ligase activity; zinc ion binding
Source: RefSeq, a predicted model, not a curated record
AUUGUGCCCUCGGAGCGGGCGGCGGCGCGAUGGCGCGGGUGGCGGCGGCCCCGGGGCGGCGGGCGGCGCGGAGGGCGGGCUGAGCGCAUGGAGCGGCGCGGGCCGGGGGCCGCCACGGCGAGGGGCCGGGCCAGGCCGGGCGGAGCCAGAGCAACUGAGUUCCAGAUAAACACUGUCAGACCCGGCCUAUAGGCUGCUCCAUUGCCAAUGAACUCCAUGAACCCCAUGAAACCUGCCCUGCCCCCCGCGCCACACGGUGAUGGUUCAUUCGCAUAUGAGUCUGUGCCUUGGCAACAAAGCGCCACUCAGCCGGCUGGAUCGCUGUCCGUGGUCACUACUGUGUGGGGAGUUGGCAACGCGACACAGAGCCAGGUUUUGGGGAACCCUAUGGGCCCUGCAGGGAGUCCCUCUGGUGGCUCCAUGAUGCCUGGUGUGGCAGGGGGCAGCUCCGCCUUGACCUCCCCACAGUGCCUGGGACAGCAGGCGUUUGCUGAAGGCGGCGCCAACAAGGGCUACGUGCAGCAAGGCGUGUACAGCCGCGGGGGCUACCCUGGGGCCCCCGGCUUCACCACUGGGUAUGCAGGCGGCCCCGGGGGCCUGGGCCUCCCCUCACAUGCUGCAAGACCCUCCACUGACUUCACACAAGCGGCAGCUGCUGCGGCUGUGGCUGCUGCGGCAGCCACUGCCACCGCCACAGCCACAGCCACCGUGGCUGCUCUCCAAGAGAAGCAGAGCCAGGAGCUGAGCCAGUAUGGAGCGAUGGGGGCCGGACAGUCUUUUAACAGCCAGUUUCUGCAGCAUGGAGGUCCCCGGGGGCCUGGUGUCCCCACUGGCAUGAACCCUACUGGCAUGGGAGGGGUGAUGGGCCCCUCUGGCCUCUCCCCCAUGGCUAUGAACCCCACCCGGGCAGCAGGAAUGACGCCCUUGUAUGCAGGGCAGCGCCUGCCCCAACAUGGGUAUCCUGGGCCUCCCCAGGCCCAGCCACUGCCCCGACAGGGGGUCAAGAGAACCUACUCUGAGGUGUAUCCAGGGCAGCAGUAUCUGCAAGGAGGCCAGUACGCACCCAGCACCGCCCAGUUUGCGCCCAGCCCUGGGCAGCCCCCUGCCCCCUCCCCUUCCUACCCUGGGCACAGGCUGCCCCUGCAGCAGGGCAUGAGCCCGUCCCUGUCUGUGCCCGGCCCCACGGGACUGCACUACAAGCCCACAGAGCAGUUCAACGGGCAGGGCGCCAGCUUCAACGGGGGCAGCGUCAGCUACAGCCAGCCUGGCCUGAGUGGGCCUACCCGUUCCAUCCCGGGCUAUCCCAGUUCCCCACUGCCAGGGAACCCCACACCACCCAUGACCCCAAGCAGCAGCGUCCCUUACAUGUCACCAAGCCAAGAGGUCAAGUCUCCCUUCCUGCCUGAUCUCAAGCCCAACCUCAACUCCUUGCACUCAUCGCCCUCUGGAAGUGGGCCUUGUGACGAGUUGCGGCUGACCUUCCCUGUGCGCGAUGGGGUGGUCCUGGAGCCCUUCCGCCUGCAGCACAACCUGGCUGUGAGCAACCACGUCUUCCAGCUGCGAGACUCAGUCUACAAGACCCUAAUGCUGAGGCCUGACCUGGAGUUGCAGUUCAAGUGCUACCACCACGAGGACCGGCAGAUGAACACCAACUGGCCAGCCUCGGUGCAGGUCAGCGUCAAUGCCACGCCGCUCACCAUCGAGCGCGGCGACAACAAGACCUCACACAAGCCACUCUACCUGAAGCACGUGUGUCAGCCAGGCCGCAACACCAUCCAGAUCACCGUCACCGCCUGCUGCUGCUCCCACCUCUUCGUGCUGCAGCUAGUGCACCGCCCGUCCGUCCGCUCAGUGCUGCAGGGCCUCCUCAAAAAGCGCCUCCUGCCUGCCGAGCACUGCAUCACCAAGAUAAAGCGGAACUUCAGCAGUGGUACCAUCCCUGGCACCCCUGGGCCCAACGGAGAGGACGGGGUGGAGCAGACAGCUAUCAAGGUGUCCCUGAAGUGCCCCAUCACCUUCCGCAGGAUCCAGCUCCCCGCCCGAGGUCAUGACUGUCGCCACAUACAGUGCUUUGACCUGGAGUCGUACCUGCAGCUCAACUGUGAGCGGGGGACUUGGAGGUGUCCUGUGUGCAACAAGACAGCUUUGCUGGAGGGCCUGGAGGUGGACCAGUACAUGCUGGGCAUCCUGAUUUAUAUUCAGAACUCUGACUAUGAAGAGAUCACCAUCGACCCCACAUGCAGCUGGAAGCCAGUGCCCGUGAAGCCUGACAUGCACAUCAAGGAGGAGCCGGACGGGCCGGCACUGAAGCGCUGCCGCACCGUGAGCCCCGCCCACGUGCUCAUGCCCAGCGUGAUGGAGAUGAUCGCCGCCCUGGGCCCCGGCGCUGCCCCCUUUGCCCCCCUGCAGCCCCCCUCAGUCCCUGCCCCCAGCGACUACCCUGGCCAGGGUUCCAGCUUCCUGGGGCCUGGAACUUUCCCUGAGUCCUUCCCGCCCACCAUGCCCAGCACCCCAACCCUUGCUGAGUUCACCCCGGGGCCACCCCCCAUCUCCUACCAGUCUGACAUUCCCAGCAGCCUCCUGACUCCAGAGAAGUCUACCGCCUGCCUACCAGGCCAGAUGGCACCAGCAGGUCACCUGGACCCCACUCACAAUCCUGGGACACCAGGACUACACACCUCCAACCUUGGGGCCCCUCCAGGUCCCCAGGUGCACCAUUCAAACCCUCCCUCAGCGUCCCGGCAGUCCUUGGGCCAAGCGAGCUUAGGGCCCACAGGCGAACUGGCCUUCAGUCCUGCCACAGGCGUGAUGGGGCCCCCCAACAUGUCUGGAGCUGGGGAGGCCCCGGAACCAGCUCUGGACCUGCUCCCAGAACUGACCAACCCUGAUGAGCUACUGUCCUACUUGGGACCGCCCGACCUCCCCACAAACAACAAUGACGACCUGCUCUCUCUGUUUGAGAACAACUGAUCCUGUGUUUACCCCAGGCCCGGCGGGGACACGCUCACAGUUGUCACCACAGCCCUGCUCUUCAUGCCCAGCCCCCUGGGACACCCGGUGGUCUCUCCCAAACCUCCCCCAAAACACACCUGGAGCCAGAGCCUUCUGCUGCCAGCCCUGUGCUCGAUUGGAGGGGCUCCCAGCCCGGCAGCCCUCGCCACCUCCCUCUACCAAGCCUGCUGCUGCAGAAUGGUUUUUGCUGAGGUGCCCCUGCCCAGCCCUCUCCAGCCUUGUCCACGCACACCUCACACCCCUGGUCUCACAGCCUCACACCUUGUCCUUCCACCCCUGCCUGCCCCCGCCCAGCCUGCUUCUUGUCCAGCAUUGAUCCUUCUGUUUCAACAACUCCACUGGGCAGAGCUGGGCAUCUGGUGGGGCUGGCUCUGUCCCCUGCGUCUUUGGCUCCAGUGGUCCCUGUGCCUGGCAGUCCAGCUCUUGGAACCUCGCUGAAUGGCAGCUUCUUGGGGGCCUGGAGCUCUGGCAGCCCAGCCGUGUGUCGUGUCAGGUUCCUCUCCCCACCCCAGCUUCAGGCAGAAUCCUCGGGGUGGGGGAGCUACAAAGCACAACAAUGUACAUAGUGUAGAAACACUAACAGCUGGGAAAGGGGAGCCAGCUGUCCAGCCAGCAUGUUCCUGUUGUACAGCCCGGUCUCCCUGUGCAUUCUGCUCCUUCCCAUGUGCAGACAGAUCAGGGAGGAACCUCCAGUGGGUGGGGGACAAUGAGCUUCAGCCCGGCCGAGGCGGCUGGGUGGGCUCUCAGAUUCAGCUCUGUGUAAAGAUUCUCUAGCGGGCUGCGCUCCCAAGUUUCCCGUCUCUGUGAAAGUGAAGAAUUAGUACAGCUGUGUUUUUUAAAGCCACCUCUCCAUCUCCACCCCAUGGUUCCACACCCAGGUGGGGGAGGAGGAAGCCACUGCAUCUGUUGGCUCGGCCCCAGCCUGUGCGAGCAGGGCACCGGGGCUGUUGUGUCUUCUGUCUGUGCCGAUCUCUAUUAAAGGACUCCCUCUUGGUGGGCCUGGCCGAGUCCCUCCUUCAUGCUCCCAGGGACUAUUUUCUCCCCUGUAAGCCAGCGACCUGCCUAAAGCUUGGGCCUCUGUGCCUGCAAAGCCUGUGCAGGCUCUAGGGGCCGGGUCGACCUUCCAGUGGCUUUUGGGACCCCAGGUUGAGCUCUGGAUGUUCCAAGCCAAGGCUCAGCUAUUCCCGCCCCAUAGUAAAUUUCCUUUUCCGUGGAAUUUUCCAAGUUGGCUUCAGCUGAAGAGCUAUUCUGUGAAGCGUUCCAGGCUUGCCCAGGAGAGACAUUUGCCACUAUGUCACCUUAUCUGGGCUUGCCCUGGGGCACUGAGCCAGCUGUUUGGCAGCCUCAGCCCAGCCAGGGGCUCCUUCUCAGUUCUUGUCCCCGGGAGGCCUCUGCUUGUCACUUACCAGAGAUUGCAGAGGUGUGUCCUGCCUACCAUCUGCCUGUCCAGCUUGGUGGGGGACCGGGUCACCCUUUCCUCCUGUCCUGGGCCCCAUCCUUGAGGGCCUUCCCAGCCAGCCAGCAGGAGAGGCAAGAACUGGGGGAACAUGGGAACCUAGGGGAGAAGAGGGAGUACUGGGCAUCCUCAGGCUGGCGGCCAAGGCCUGCCCCUUGAGGCACUAGAGGAGGGCAUCUGUCUGUGGGAGCCCAGAGGCUGCAGGGAGGAGAAGGAGGGAGGUGUCUGGUGUGAGCAUUGUCCCUGCAACAUUUGGGACCACACAGGUGGGCUUCCUUGUUUCCUGACAGAGUCUCUGUUUCCAGCUCUUCUGCCCUCUCUGGACGAGGGAACAGAAGUGGAGGAAACAAAAGAAGCAGCAGUGCACACACUCCUGGCGCUGGGUGUGGAGACAGCCCAGUGCUGUCCCACUCAGCCAUGGCCUGAUCCAGGCCCCGGGCCCUGCUUUCUUGGGUGUCAAACAACUGUGUCCUGAACAUCUGAUGCACCACUUGCCCUACCUGUUGCAAACGUGAUGCUCCUGGAUGGAGUGGAGAAACCGGAAGACUGGGACAAGCAAAAGGCUGCAAACAACCCAGAAGCCCAUCCUCAGAAGGCUGGAGAAAUGAUAGAAGAACGCGUGGGCACCGUGGCCCUGUGCUCCGUCACGAACACAUCUCAGAAACAAUGUGGGGUGAAAAAGCAAGACAGGUCAUACAGUAUGACGCCAUUUUUAUAAAUCUCAAAACCAAA